AUGAACGGUCGGAUCCUUGUAUUUUUGGGGCUCUGUUUGCUCCCCACUGUUUACAGUGAAGGUUCUGCAGCAGCGUGGUGCUAUCACCAGGAGAGCUGCAAUGAAAGUAAAUGGGCGUCUAUAGCACCGGAAUACUGUAACGGCACCCGUCAGUCUCCCAUCAACAUAGUGACGACCAGUGUGAAGCCUGACGGAAACCUCACCGCCUUCAGUUAUACUGGGUUUAAUUCCAACUCCACCCUGACACGCCUCACAAACACCGGCCACACAGUGAAGGUUGAUCUGGAUGAUGCUAAGAUGAACGUGUCAGGAGGAAAUCUUCCAGCCACGUACAGAAGCAUACAGUUCCACUUUCACUGGGGAAACGGCAGCUCAUCAGGAGGAUCUGAUCACACAGUAGAUGGAAAACAAUAUCCUCUAGAGCUUCACAUAGUGAAUCUGAAAUCUAAUUAUACAGGCAUAAACGAUGCUUUUAAUGACUCCACUGGACUGGCUGUGCUUGGUUUCUUUAUUGAGGCAACCAAUGAGACUGGAAAACCAGACAGCUGGAAGAUACUGACGGAUUACCUGCCAAAUAUUACUAAACAAGGUGAUAAUCUGGAUAUUUUGGAUAGUGGUAUCACCAUGGACAGUCUGCUUGAGGGAGUAAACAGGACUAAGUAUUACCGCUACCUGGGCUCACUGACCUCGCCCAACUGUAAUGAAGUGGUGGUAUGGACCGUCUUCAAAGAUCCCAUCAAAGUCAGCAAAGAUUUGAUCGACCUCUUUAGCAAGACGGUGCAGGUCAACAGCACACCGUCAACAGCCGUUUUUGCAACCAACACCUACAGAUCAGUUCAGCAGCUGAACAGCAGGGUCGUGACCUCACAACCUUCAUCAGCCAGCAUUCUUCAUUCCACUCUGUCCCUCCUAACGGCGCUCCUGUGUUCUGUACUCUGGUGUUGGGUGUAGUGACUGACAUUCAACAUGUCAGUCCAGAGAGGAUCAAAAAUACAGACACACUUGAUAAAUGAUCUCGUUUAUGUUCCUGUGAUUUAACAUCCUGUGGGGGAGCCUAAAUAAUGUGCAGCUUUUUGGGAAGAAAUGAAGGUGCACUUUGAG
Trichomycterus rosablanca is the source of this 1101-nucleotide messenger RNA. Its product is annotated as carbonic anhydrase 4-like. The transcript is spliced from 8 exons. Gene Ontology annotation, molecular function: zinc ion binding; carbonate dehydratase activity. NCBI's taxonomy places the organism in Eukaryota, Metazoa, Chordata, Actinopteri, Siluriformes, Trichomycteridae. Gene Ontology annotation, biological process: one-carbon metabolic process. The record is from RefSeq and is a predicted model, not a curated record. The coding region runs from base 1 to 951 and encodes 316 amino acids. Gene Ontology annotation, cellular component: plasma membrane.